Camelina sativa (false flax) is the source of this 2507-nucleotide messenger RNA. The record is from RefSeq and is a predicted model, not a curated record. Lineage: Eukaryota; Viridiplantae; Streptophyta; Magnoliopsida; Brassicales; Brassicaceae.
UUGUUAUCAAAUUAAUUUUAAACCUAUGCUAACACAUAGUACACGCUUCAUUAAUACGUAUACGUGACGAGACCAAAAGUACAAAAAGUCCAAAGUACAAAACCCAAAUCCCAAAAAGUCAGAAACAUUGACAAAAAAAAUAAUAAUAAAAAAAGAUCAAACCUUUGCCUCGAAAGCUUUCAACUUUCCUUUUCAACAACUGUCUUCAUUACCUCUUUAAUCAAUUCCCAAUUAUGACAUCAAACCUCACGCUUACCCUCUUCGUCUUCGUCUUCUUCCUCUUCCUCUGCCAUGGAAGCUCUUCUCUUUCUUCUUACCCUUUUGGAACUCAUCCUUCUAAGCUCUGUUUCAGCCGUUGAUUUCGUCUUCAACGGCUUCAAUGACUCUUCAUCUGUUAUCUCCCUCUUCGGGAUCGCCACAAUCGAAUCCAAAAUCCUAACUUUAACCAACCAAACAUCGUUUGAGACCGGUCGUGCUCUGUACAGCAAAAUCAUCCGGACAAAAGAUCCAGUCACUUCCUCUGUUUUACCUUUCUCCACUUCCUUCAUCUUCGCCAUGGCUCCUUACAAGAACACGCUUCCUGGUCACGGAAUCGUCUUCCUCUUCGCACCCACCACUGGAAUCAACGGGUCUAGCUCUGCUCAACACUUGGGUCUGUUCAAUUUGACUAACAAUGGUAACCCUAGUAACCACAUCUUUGGAGUUGAGUUUGACGUUUUCGCUAAUCAAGAAUUCAGCGACAUCGAUGCUAAUCAUGUCGGCAUCGAUGUUAACUCGCUUCAUUCGAUGUAUGCUAACACAUCUGGGUAUUGGUCUGACGAUGGAGUGUUUAAGCCGUUGAAGCUUAACGAUGGAAGAAACUAUCAAGUUUGGAUUGAUUACAGAGACUUUGUGGUUAACGUUACUAUGCAAGUCGCUGGUAAGAUUCGACCUAAGGCUCCUUUGCUUAGUACGCCUUUGAAUCUUUCUGGCGUUGUGGAAGAUGAGAUGUUUGUUGGAUUCACUGCAGCUACAGGGAGAUUGGUUCAGAGUCAUAAGAUUUUAGCUUGGAGUUUUAGUAACUCUAAUUUCUCCUUGAGUGAUAGUUUGGUGACUUCUGGUUUGCCUUCGUUUGUUUUACCAAAGGACUCGAUUCUUAAAGCGAAAUGGUUUGUUUCUGUAUUGGCGUUGUUCUGUUUCUUGAUCGUUUCUUUGUUUGGUUUGGUGUUGUUUGGUGUGGUGAGAAAGAGAUUAGAGAAGGCGAGGAAGAGAGCGUUGAUGGAGGAUUGGGAAAUGGAGUAUUGGCCUCAUCGGAUUCCGUAUGAGGAGAUUGAGUCUGGUACAAAGGGUUUUGAUGAGAAGAAUGUGAUUGGGAUUGGUGGGAAUGGGAAAGUGUAUAAAGGUUUGUUACAAGGAGGUGUUGUGGAAGUUGCGGUUAAGCGGAUUUCGCAGGAGAGUAGCGAUGGGAUGAGAGAGUUUGUAGCUGAGAUCUCGAGUCUUGGGAGGUUGAAGCACCGUAAUUUAGUUUCUUUAACAGGUUGGUGCAAGAAAGAAAAAGGUAGUUUCAUGUUGGUCUAUGAUUACAUGGAGAAUGGAAGUUUAGACAGAUGGAUCUUCGAAAACGAUGAUAAGAAAACUAUACUUAGUUGCGAAGAGAGGAUCCGGAUUUUGAAAGGUGUGGCGUCAGGGAUACUUUAUUUGCAUGAAGGAUGGGAAUCUAAGGUUUUACAUAGAGAUAUUAAAGCUAGCAACGUGUUGCUUGACAGAGAUAUGAUACCGAGGCUUAGUGAUUUCGGGUUAGCUCGGGUUCAUGGACACGAGCAAGCGGUUAGGACCACUAGGGUGGUUGGUACGGCUGGCUAUUUGUCUCCUGAGGUGGUUAAGACAGGGCGUGCAUCGACUCAAACAGAUGUUUUUGCUUAUGGGAUACUUGUUCUUGAAGUUAUGUGUGGGAGAAGACCUAUUGAAGAAGGGAAGAAACCGUUAAUGGAUUGGGUUUGGGGAUUAAUGGAAAAAGGUGAGAUCCUAAAUGGGCUUGAUCCAAGGAUGAUGAUGACAGAAGCCCUGAAUCAUGCCAUUGAUGAAGCAGAGAGAGUUUUGCAGCUUGGUUUGCUUUGUGCACAUCCUGAUCCGGCUAAGAGACCGUCGAUGAGACAAGUGGUUCAAGUGUUUGAAGGUGACAAAGCUGAGAUCUUUGAAGCGGAAAGUAGUGAAGAUGUUGAGUCAUGGAUGCUGAGGAAGAUGGGAUCUCGUGGGAGCUCACGAGAGUUUUGGUAUGGAAGCUCGUCCCAUCCGACGAUGGAGCAGAUCAGACUUCAGUCCUUGUCUGUAUCUAUUUCUUCUUGGAACAGCUCAAUUUUAGACGGGAGGUGAUGUAUGAAUGAAUAAUGGCUUAAGGAACCUUAAAAAAAUAGCCUAUUAAAAAAUGUAGUUAUAUUUUUUUAUGGCUUUACUUUGUUUGUUGUUGAGUACAUAUAAGGUUUUGUAAACUCACGUCAUUAAUCAAUAUACAUCUGUUUUUUGGGUUU